GAAUGUAGCGUAAAACUUUAGCAUCAAUGUUUUCUUGGAUAGAAUUCUGACCAUUCUCUCAAUAGUGCCACUCUCGUUUUGGAAAAAAAAAAGACUUUUUGUUCUUUUUCAAUGUGGUCUUGAUACAGUUCUGAAUGAGAUCCUAAUCAGACUGUCAUGAGCAAGAGAGGGCGUGGCCAGGCCACUGGUCUGGGCGGUGGCACCUGUCACCGCUCACAGCUGUUUCACAUUCGGACUGUAAUUGGACGAGCAUUUAAGUUGGAGUUUUUGUCACUGGUGUUUGCCAGUUCGUUGCCUUGCGUUAGUGAGUUGCAUUCACUGCCUGUGGGGAUUCUGUGGUUCUACACGUAAGUUAGAGUAACCCUGGUCACAGCGAUUCUGUGCCCUUUUGUUUGAUCAGUUAGUUUGCUUCAGAGUCAUCGAACCCUAGCCCACCUAGCCUAGCAUUUCUGUGCCUCUGCCUUGUCGGACUGCUCCACCAUGUAUGACCCAGUUUCCGGAAUAAACCACAUUGAACAUUAUGCCUCUGCCUCGAAGUCCUGCGUUUGGGUCCACCCCUGCACCAGAGUUUUUUGCGGGAUUAGGUUCAUGCCCAGUGGUCGAGUCCACUUUGUCCCCCGCCCCGCGGUCGCAAUGGCAACCGGAGCGACACCUCUGGCUCGAAGAAGAACUGCAGCGCAGUUCGCUCACUGCGCGCGUGCGUUGCGCUCGAGUAUUAAAGGCUUACGUGAGGAGGGGGGCGGUGACGAGUAGAAAAGAAGCCUCUCUGACGCAUUCGAGGACUUCCUCGACAUCAUCAUGAACGCAACACCCCCCCUCCCCCCAAACGCCAAAGAACUUUCUUACGGUCAAAGUCACGCUCAGCAUGUCCCGAACUGUUUGGAAAUGUGUCCUCAGCGCACUCGGCUUGUUCGGCCUCAUCGUUCUGUUGCGCAACAUCACCACUGAGCAGAAUUGGAGGAACCACAUACUGGCACCACCUUCCGAGGUCCAGAACUGGAUUCAGUCAUCAAACCUCACUGGAGGCCUCCCAGCGUUUACCCGCAGUCGCAGUUUCUGUCUGCAUCCGGACCAGCCGCCCUCACCUGAAGAAGAGCUGGAGGAGCGAGAACUGUUGGACUCCAUCGAUUGGCCCCAGCCGCCUCCCGGUUCCGAACCGCCCACCUGGUCUCAGACGAGCGACCCGGCCCACAGUCUGUUUACAAUCGUCCCGUCCAAAAACGGACAGGGUUGGUACGUGGGCGACCAGCUGGAGGCGGUGGUCCGCCUGCACGACUUCGAGGGCCGACCCAAGCGCUACGGCGGCGAUUUGCUGUUGGCUCGAUUGCGCAACGCAAAAUACAAGGCGGGCGUGGCCGGCCAGGUGCUGGACCACGAGAACGGACUUUAUUCCGCUCGAUUCCCGCUUCUGUGGGAGGGCUCGGCUCAGGUCGGGCUCACGCUGGUCCACUCGAGCGAGGCCGUCGCCGUUCUUCGGCGGAUGAGGGAGAAACGCCCCGAUCGGGUGUACUUCUCGAGCGUGUUUCGCCGAGGUAAUCGCUCUGAGAAGACGGAGUGCAACGUGUUCCUGCCGCGAGACAGGGGGCCGCUGUGCAACUUGACGGACCCUCGAUCCGGCGCUCCGUGGUACUGCUACAAGCCCAAAACGCUCAACUGCGACGCCAGGUACAGCCACAGCAUGGGAGGCUACGCCAAAAACCUCAUCAGCAAAAAGGAAGCUUUGCUUUUUAAGAGAGGCAAGAACGUCAUCGUUCCCAUCCGCGCUUCCACAACCGACACCAUCAACGUACUGCCUGCGAGAACCGGAAGCAGCAGUCGGCAAACGGAUCCCGUCAUGCUGGCGACGUCCGGGUACUACUACCAGGACUCGUGGAGGCCCUUGGGCGGGGUCCCCAUGGGGCGGUUCGACGGGGCGUCCGCCAUCACGCGAUGUUUGACCGGCAUGUUGGUUUACAUGUACGGCGACUCCACCUUGCGCCAGUGGUUCGAGUAUCUCCUCAGCGUGCUUCCAGACGUGAAGAAAGUAAACCUAGAGAAUCCCAAAAAGUCAGGGCCCUUCAUGGCGGUGGACAGCGUCCACAACAUCCUGCUCGAGUACCGCUUCCACGGCCCACCCAUCCGCAUCCAGCCCGUCAUGGUCAGCGAGUUGCGCUACAUCGCCAACGAGCUGGACGGCCUGACCGGCGGCCCCAACACGGCGGUGGUGCUGGGGAUCUGGGCCCACUUCGGUACCUUUCCCCUGGAGGUGUACGUGCAGCGCCUCCGGCAUAUCCGCAAGGCGGUGCUGCGGCUCCUGGAUCGGGCGCCGGGGACGGCGGUGGUGAUCCGGACGGCCAACCCUCAGGAACCGCGACGAGCCGGCAGUCUGUACAACAACGAAUGGUUGAUGCUGCAGCAAGACGCGGUACUGCGCAGGAUGUUCAAGCAUGUCAACGUCAUGUGGGUGGACGCCUGGCAGAUGUGUUUGGCGCACCGCCUUCCUCACAACCUGCACCCUCCUCGGGCCAUUGUCAAGGACAUGGUAGACAUGAUGUUGUCCUACGUUUGCCGAAACGGGACCAGGAACUAUCCAUAUUCCUAGGACGACACAAAACGAUCGCGGUUAACGACGGUAUCGUUGUUGUGCCUGUGAACUUGUCGAAAAUGAGGCCCGCCUCGAGCUGUUGUACUGCGUUGCUGAUUGACUGAAGGCGCUGGAGACGAGCCCCUAGCCUGUCAGUCAAAUAUGUUUGCGCUCUUGAACCUCUGACCGAAUGAUCUGUGCCACUGAGAUUAUGUCUAGUAAACUAGUCAACUUUUUGGUGUGUGUGUGUGUGUAUGACAACUCAGAAAUGUUAGCAAGCUUUUUAGC
Molecule: messenger RNA, 2851 nt
Organism: Syngnathoides biaculeatus (alligator pipefish)
Lineage: Eukaryota; Metazoa; Chordata; Actinopteri; Syngnathiformes; Syngnathidae
Product: NXPE family member 3-like
Exons: 6
Coding region: 866-2581 (571 amino acids)
Source: RefSeq, a predicted model, not a curated record